Molecule: messenger RNA, 2027 nt
Organism: Musca domestica (house fly)
Lineage: Eukaryota; Metazoa; Arthropoda; Insecta; Diptera; Muscidae
Product: angiotensin-converting enzyme
Exons: 7
Coding region: 100-1929 (609 amino acids)
Biological process (GO): proteolysis
Cellular component (GO): plasma membrane
Molecular function (GO): metallopeptidase activity; peptidyl-dipeptidase activity
Source: RefSeq, a predicted model, not a curated record
GCCAAUAUUGUGAAAACAGCUCUCAAUUUCAAAGAUUAAGAUUUAGUUGUGAUUUAGAACUAAAUGUGAAAGCAUCUCCCCUAUAGAGAUCGAGGCAAAAUGAGGCUCUGGUUUUAUGCGCUUCUGGGACUUUGUUUUGUCCCCUACCUGCGAGCAGAAUGCACCAGUGAAUCCUGUGCCCAUCAGUUAAUGGAAACUUUGGAUAUAGUAUAUCUCCGCAGUGCCAAAAAAUUGAGUCUGUAUCCGGAUUUCCAAGUGGGUGCCGAAUUGGCAUUGCGCAACAGUCUGCUACCUCUGUUGAGGACCAUGGACAAAUUCGAUUGGCAGCACUUUGAAGACCCUCAGCUCAAAAGGCAAUUUGAAAUUCUCCUAAGAGAUUCAAAACAUCCGGCAAUUAGUAAAAGAUUUCGCCAACACACUUCGGACCUACGGACUGUGGGUAAGCAAAAAUUCACCUGUGAUAGCAGCAUGCCCAACAAAUGUAAGCUGAUAUCCUAUGUGCGCCACAUCAAACCAAUUGUGACCAACAGCAAUGAUCCGGAAGAAAUCAAAUGGUAUUGGCGUGAAUGGCGCAAUCAUCUGCCACAAGAAAUUAAAAAUUCCAUGCAUUUCUACAUUGAUUAUUAUCGAAAUAUUUCCGCUGCGACCUUGACCUCGACAGCGACAUCACCCUCCAGCAUUUGGUAUCAGCAGUAUGAUGAGCCGAAUUUCAUGAAAAAUUUAGAGGGUUAUAUGAAAACAAUUGAACCUUUGUGCCGGGAAUUGCAUGCUUACCUGCGGGAUGCCUUGCGUCGGAAAUAUGGUGACGAUGUCGUACCCACUUCCGGAUUAAUACCCCACCAUCUGGUGGAACAGGCGCUCUAUCAAUCGUGGAAAAAGGAAUCGGUUUUAGAGAAUCCCCAUCAGCACAAGAAAAUGCCCAAUCUUUUGCAGGAACUAAGGGGAAAGCGAUGGAAUCCCCGGGAUCUAAUCGAAGCGAGUGAAGAAUUUUUCAAAUCGAUGGGCUUUCCACCAUUUUCUGAAGAACUCAAACGUGAUCACUUUGUGGAAAUUGAAGACAAUAUGGCUGGACCGGAUUGCAAGUCGUACAUUUUCACUCAUGGCAGCAUUGAACUGAACUAUUGUCCCAAAAUGAAUUACAAAAAACUGCUAACAACGCAUGGCGAUGUGACGCAUGUGGAGUAUGGAAUUUUGAAAAAUAACCUGACUGUGGGAUUGAAUCGCGAAGCUUGUCCUGGUUUUGCCAAUGCCCUGGCCGAGGCGGUGAUACUUUCCGCCUCCACACCCAAACAUUUGCAACAACAUUUACAGCUGUUGACCGAAUUCGAUUAUGACAAUGAAAUGAAUUUGAAUUUUUUGUUUAGAAUGGCUGUCCAUGCCCUUCUUUCCAUACCCUCAUAUUUUGUCCAUGAAAAACUUUGGGUGGAUAUGAUUGAUGGCCGAAUUGAUGCCGCCGAAUACAAAUGUCACUACUGGAAUCUUAUGGCACAGUAUAUGGGUGUGGGACCAUCGGAGGUAACUGAAGCCACAACCUACGACAUGCCCUAUAAAUUCUAUGAGGGUUUGGUUGAGGAGACGCGUAGCACGAAGAAACUUUUCGGUGAAUUUUUAGGUUAUCAAAUCUAUCGCGAUAUCUGCUUGGAAAUUGGAGAAUUUGAACCUGGUAAUGCCGACAAGGCCUUGUUCAAAUGUGAUUUUGCGGGUAACCAGAAAGCUGGCAAUAUUCUCAAGAAGAUAAUGUCAGCUGGAGCAACAAAGCUCUGGCGUGAAAUUGUAAAUGCCACAAAAUUGGAUGGUUCUGCCUUUUUGGAAUAUUAUGCCCCUCUUACAGCUUGGUUAAGGGAAGAAAAUAAAAUCAACAACAUCACCGUGGGCUGGCAUGUAACGGAUUAUUGUGCAAAUUUAAACAACACAACAGGAAAUCUAUGAAAAAUAAUAGCGAUUUAAAUAUUGAUUUUGUGACUAAUAAAGGAAAAUAAAUUUCAAUAAAAUGCGGGGAAAAAAAUAGUCCUCUUUAGAUUUAUGGA